Oncorhynchus nerka (sockeye salmon) is the source of this 5230-nucleotide messenger RNA. Its product is annotated as zinc finger protein 664-like. Gene Ontology annotation, cellular component: nucleus. Bases 142 to 1341 code for a protein of 399 amino acids. Lineage: Eukaryota; Metazoa; Chordata; Actinopteri; Salmoniformes; Salmonidae. The record is from RefSeq and is a predicted model, not a curated record. The transcript is spliced from 3 exons. Gene Ontology annotation, biological process: regulation of transcription by RNA polymerase II. Gene Ontology annotation, molecular function: DNA-binding transcription factor activity, RNA polymerase II-specific; RNA polymerase II cis-regulatory region sequence-specific DNA binding.
UGAACCCCACUGAAGAAGAAGAAGAAGAAGAACGACGACUCACUGUUGUGCUGUCAAUAUGCUCACCUUUGUGUCCGUUUCAAAUACAUUACUACAGGACGACUCCGAUUAAAUCUUAGGCCGAUAACAUCAACAGUGAGGAUGAACCCAGCCUGUCUCUCUCCUUCCACACUGAGUCCAAACCUACAGUCACUGGGUCCUGAUUGUGACAGUGGAGCCCAGUUUGCACUGCAGGAUCCAGAGAUGGCAUCAGUGAAGCUGGAAGACUGCAGUCAAACACUGGAGCUGAAUGUCAACAUUAAAGAUGAAGAAGAAGAGGAGGAGAUUGGUACAUCUGUUUCUCAUGGAGACCAUGUUGAGACAUUCUCUACAUCCAGAGAGCAACAGCAGGAAGAUCAGAGAGCUAAGAGGUCUCACCACUGCCCACAUUGUGAGGAGGUUUUCCCAUUUCUAUCAGGACUAAAAAUACACCUACAAAUACACACAGGAGAUAAUCCGUAUUCCCCCUCUGACUAUGGGAAGAGAUUCACAACAUCACAUUCUCUGACAGUUCACCAGAGUGUGCACUCUGGAGAGAAGCCUUACUCCUGCUCUGACUGUGGGAAGAGUUUCUCUCGACUGAGCCAUUUAAAAAGACACCAAAGUAUACAUAAAGGAGAGAAGCCUUACUCCUGCUCUGACUGUGGGGAGAGUUUCGCUCAACUGGGGACUUUAAAAAAACACCAACGUAUUCACACAGGCGAGAAGCCUUACUUCUGUUCUGAAUGUGGGAAGAAUUUCUCCCGAUUGGAUACCUUAAAAACACAUGAACGUAUACAUACAGGAGAGAAGCUUUACUCCUGCUCUCAUUGUGGCAAAUGCUUCACAACAUCAACUGAGCUAAAAGUUCAUCAGAGAACACACACAGGAGAGAAGCCUUACUCCUGCUCUGACUGUGGGGUGAGUUUCUCUCGACUGGGCCACUUAAAAACUCACGAAAGUAUACACACAGGAGAGAAGCCUUACUACUGCUCUGACUGUGUGAAAUUCUUCACAACAUCAACUGAGCUAAAAGUUCAUCAGAGAACACACACAGGAGAGAAGCCUUACUCCUGCUCUGACUGCGGGGCGAGUUUCUCGCAACUGGGCAACUUAAAAACACAUGAACGUAUACAUACAGGAGAGAAGCCUUAUUACUGCUCUGACUGUAGAAAAUGUUUUAAAACAUCAACUGGGUUAAAAGUUCAUCAGAGAACACACACAGGAGAGAAGCCUUACACCUGCUCUCACUGUGGUGUGAGUUUCUCUCGAUUGGGACACUUAAAAACACAUGAACGUAUACAUACAAGAGAGAAGCCUUAAACAUGCUCUUGACUGUGGGGCGAGUUUCUCUCGACUGGGCAACUUAAAAACCCAUAAAAGUAUACACACAGGAGAGAAGCCUUAUUACUAGAGCUGUGGUGGCCAUGACGUUGUGUCAGCCGGUGAUUGUCGUAUAAAUAAUUACCGGUCUCAUGGUAAUUUACCGGUAAUUAACCUAAACAUGUUUAGCAUGUCUUGGCUUCCACCUACGAGCCACUGAUGUGGACCUUUUUGAAACAUCUACAUUGUAAAAAGUAUAAUAAAUCCAUAUAAUAUAAUACACCUUCACAAUAAAUCCAUUAUUUAUUUUAUACAGGUCUAAAAGAAACAUGAUAUAAAGAAAAUGUUUCAGAAGAACAAAAUAGCAUAUUCUGAGUUGUCCUUACAGUAUGUUAGGUCCUGAUCUGGCUUGGCCAUAUGGCUGUGGGCAACACUAGUUCAUUUAGCACACAAUUGAGCAUAGCUGGAAAGAAUAUAUAUAUUCCCCAAAGAAUUUCAGAGGAAGUGUGCACUCUUCUGUGUUAACAGGUCCUCCUAUAUGCUUACUUUAGAUUUAUUUUUACAACUUUAGUUGGGAUCUAAACGUAUGUUUAGAUUUUUAAGACAUUCUAAGGCUGCAUGGUGCAACUCUAAAGAUGAUUUGAAAAAAAGUUGGAUGAAAGGCCUGCUUCUCUGCUCGGUUUCUUUACGCAGGCUGCACACACUUCAUCAGUCUCUCAUUCACAAUUUAACAAGCACUUUAUCAUGUUCUCAACCAUCAGACUGUUCAUCAUUUAAUCUCGUCUUCACAUACAGCCCAUUAAUAUAUAUGUGUAGAAUUAUUUUUCAAUGAAAUAAAACGUCAUCCAUAGCAUGCAGUCGAUUAGUGAAUGAAGGUUACGACGCAUCCAUAAGGUUAGAGGAAGCUAAAAGUUCAUUGAAAUAAAUUGACUAAAUUGUAUAGCCUAAUUAGCCUACUCCUGUCUAUGCAGGAAGAAAGACAAUCCUUCCAAAUAGGCUACUAAAGUAUAGUUUGUCCUCAGGAUAAUUUCCUUCUUUAAAAUAUAAAUAAAUUGUAUAUAAAUUGCAUUGUAUUAAAAUUGCAUUGUCUACAGUCGUAAGGAAAGGCAGGAAAGUGCUCAAUUUGGGCAGAUUAUUGAAGAGUUGAGACUGUCUGACAAGUAGAGAGGCCAAGCCAGACAUUUCACAAUAUUUUCAAAAUACAAUCGCGGGGAAAAUGUACACUACAUGAUCAAAAGUAUGUGGACAUGUGCUCAUUGAGCAUCUCAUUCCAAAAUCAUGGGCAUUAAUAUGGAGUUGGUCCCCCCCUUUGCUGCUAUAACAGUCUCCACUCUUCUGUGAAGGCUUUCCACUAGAUGUUGGAACUUGCUUUCAUUCAGCCACAAGAGCAUUAGUGAGGUCAGGCAUUGAUGUUAGGUGGUUAAGCCUGGUUCGCAGUCUGCUUUCCAAUUCAUCCCAAAGGUGUUCGAUGGGGUUGAGUUCAGGGCUCUGUGACGGUCAGUCAAGUUAUUCCACACCGAUCUCGACAAACCAUUUCAGUAUGGACCUCGCUUUGUGCACGGGGGACAUUGUCAUGUUGAAACAGGAAAGGGCCUUUCCCAAGCUGUGGCCCCAAAGUUGGAAGCACAGAAUCGUCUAGAAUGUCAUUGUCUGCUGCAGCAUUAAGAUUUCCCUUCACUGGAGCUUAGGGGCCCAAACCAUCAAAAACAGCCCCAGAACAUUAUUCCUCCUCCACCACACUUGUCAGUUGGCCCUAUGCAUUCGGGCAGGUAGCGUUCUCCUGGCAUCUACCAAACCCUGAUUUGUCCGUCGGACUGCCAGAUGGUUAGGCCUGAUUCAUCACUCCAGAGAACACGGUGUCCAAUGGCGGCGAGCUUUACACCACACCAGCUGACGCUUAGCACUGCGCAUGGUGAUCUUUGGCUUGUGUGCGGCUACUCGGCCAUGGAAACCCAUUUCAUGAAGCUCCCGACGAACAGUUCUUGUGUCGAAGUUGCAUCCAGAGACAGUUUGGAAGUCGGCGGUGAGUGUUGCACGCUUCAGCACUCGGUGGUCCUGUUCUGUGAGCGUGUGUGGCCUACCACUUCGCUGUACCUGUACACUUCGCUGUACCUAUAAUAACCCGGGCCGUACCUGUUAUAGCCCAGGCCGUCCCUGUUAUAGCCCAGGCCGUAUCUGUUAGAGCCCAGGCCGUACCUGUUAUAGCCCAGGCCGUACCUGUUAGAGCCCAGGCCGUACCUGUUAUAGCCCAGGCCAUACCUGUUAUAGCCCAGGCCGUCCCUGUUAUAGCCCAGGCCGUAUCUGUUAUAGCCCAGGCCGUAUCUGUUAUAGCCCAGGCCGUAUCUGUUAUAGCCCAGGCCGUACCUGUUAUAGCCCAGGCCGUACCUGUUAGAGCCCAGGCCGUACCUGUUAUAGCCCAGGCCGUACCUGUUAUAGCCCAGGCCGUAUCUGUUAGAGCCCAGGCCGUACCUGUUAUAGCCCAGGCCGUACCUGUUAUAGCCCAGGCCGUACCUGUUAUAGCCCAGGCCGUACCUGUUAUAGCCCAGGCCGUACCUGUUAUAGCCCAGGCCGUACCUGUUAUAGCCCAGGCCGUACGUGUUAUAGCCCAGGCCAUACCUGUUAUAACCCAGACCUACUCUACACUAUACGCGCUCAGCCAUACAUUGAAUGGUCUUUUUUGCCAGCAGUGAUUGAGUGAUAUUAUUAGUCAGAAUUAUGACUAUCCAAUCUACUCAUAGCAUUAUGAAUAAUAAGCUAUUUUACAAUUUUACAUAAGUCUACAAAUGUAAUAAUGCAUAGAAUGCUUUAAUACGAAGGUGCGUUUUUAUGGUGAAAAUCGGCUUCCCCAAAGUUGGAGGUCACCUAUGUAUGUCUGAUAGGUUACACCGGUUAGGAAAUAGGAUUCAUGUCCUAGAGACAGAUCCUCUUUAACAUAGUGGCCAGUCAACUCAAUGACUGGGCUUUAAAGAACACGUCUUCACUAGGCUCUGUAGGCUCAAUGACUGGGCUUUAAAGAACAUGUUUUCACUAGGCUCUGUAGGCUCAAUGACUGGGCUUAUAAUAACAUGUUUUCACUAGGCUCUGUAGGCUCAAUGACUGGGCUUAUAAUAACAUGUUUUCACUAGGCUCUGUAGGCUCAAUGACUGGGCUUAUAAGAACAUGUUUUCACUAGGCUCUGUAGGCUCAAUGACUGGGCUUAUAAGAACAUGUUUUCACUAGGCUCUGUGCUCUCUAACCGUGUUCCAGGGGUCCUAGUCUAUAGGCUACGUUUGGUGUUAUUUGGACAUUUGUAGUUAUGAUAUAAACCUUAUUAAAACAUAUAGAGCUAUGCUAUAUGAUGCGUGCGACUAUCAUUUGGAAAAAAAAGGCAUGCGCUGAUUCUUGCUUUAGACUGUAUACUCUGGGCACCAUUCACAAGUGGUAAUACAUUGUUCACAAGUGACAAUAUUGUCAAACCAAUAGACAUUUUCUGAAGUUAAUCUUGUCUUUUACAUGUACUAAUUAACGUUUGAAUUAUAUGUCGUGUUUUUCCCGCAGUUCAUUUUCAUGCCAGCCGUGUAUGUAGGCUACUCCUGUUGUAAAGCGAAGCAAUCGACUUAAUGUUAGGAACGUUGAUAGAUAAACAAACUGCAUUGGGAAUAUUAUAUUAUUAUCAUAUUCAGACCCCUUCCUUCCUCCACUUCCUGUUAUAUUACAGACUUAUUCUAAAAUGGAUUCAAUUGUUUGUUGUUUUUUACUCAUCAGUCUACACACAAUACCCCCAUAAUGACGUUGCAAAAACAGGUUUUACAACAUUUCUCCAAUGUAUUAUUAUUAAAUUGUGUUUACGUGAUAGCUACCUACACAAAUAGCUAGUUAGAACAAAGUGUUAAGAUCAAUUCAUUAAAAA